This is a messenger RNA of Oikopleura dioica, 1338 nucleotides long. Lineage: Eukaryota; Metazoa; Chordata; Appendicularia; Copelata; Oikopleuridae. The record is from the annotation of a GenBank genome assembly.
AUGAACCUGAAUGUCUCGACCAACUUCUUCAUUCUGGCGCUGGCAGUUCUUCAGGGAUCCGUUCAAGCUCAAAGUGACAACCCCUGUGAUGGAGUCACUUGCAGCAACAAGGGUUUCUGCGUUCCUAGCGAGCUAUACAACAAUGGCUACUGGUGCGAGUGCGAUGAGGGAUGGGUUGGCCAAAACUGUGGCCACCCACAGCCGUCAGUCGUCUGUGGCGAUGCUGAUAUUUCGAUCACCAUUGACACAGGCAUUGUCGAAGAGCUAAAUCUCUCCACCGAAGCGGACUUUGUCUACUUCGGUAACUCGGACCCGCAAGGGACCUCUGAAGAACAUUCGAAAUGCAGCGCCAGGCUCGAGAAUGGCAAAUUUGAGCUCAAACUUGAUGCGCCAUUCUUGAGUUGCGGUACUCAAGUCAUCUCGAAAGAGAAUGACGACUUCACGUUCAGUAAUACUGUUGUUUGGAACUCUAUGGUUAACAGUACCAACAUCAACCGAGAACUUGUCCUCCUGGAUUUCAAAUGUAUUUACCAAGACGAAUACACCGUCGCUCCUGGCGAUGCUAUUCCAACGUUAAGUACACUCCAAGUCAUCACCAACAAAGGUUCUUUCUCCGUUGCGAUGUCUAUCUACGAAGAUAACACGUUUGCUCCGGAUAAAGAAUACAUCAGCUCGCCUAGUAUCGGAAUCGGUACUUACGUUUACACCCAAGUCGAGCUGGAGAGUGUUGAAGAUCCCAAUCUCGUAGUAACGAUGGACCAGUGUUAUGCAACUCAAACGUCUGACCCUGCCGAUCUUACUACCGCCAAGCAUUUCCUCAUCCGAGACAGAUGUGCGGAUAACGAUCCAACAGUUGAGAUCUACUCUAAUGGUGAAAGCCACCAGUCAAGAUUUAAAUUCCAAAUGUUUAAAUGGAGAUGGAGUGGUGACCCCCUUUUCUUGCAUUGUGAAGUUGAUAUUUGCAACAAGUCAACUGAAGAGUGCACAUCACGUGACCAAGCGGGAUGCAGUGGAGAAGGUUUGGAGAGAAACCGGAGAGAUUUGGAGAUUGAACCAACGAUGGAAUCCGAUAUGAAGGUCUCCAACCGAGUCCUGACUAUGGGUCCCUUGAUGGUCGCUGUCAACGAUCUGCUCGUUGAGACUUCUUCGAGUCGACUUGCUGAUGAAGUCGAUGUCACGAUGAUGUAUCUCGGGCUCUCCCUCGGUGUUGUCUUGGCCGUUCUAGGUGCAAUUGUGGGCGCUAUUAUCAGAAAGAGACGACAACUGUCAUCCAAGAUGGCAGAUGCAGAACGAUCCAAUCGGCUUACUCAAUUACGUUUCGUUCGCGAAGCGUUCUAA